Messenger RNA from Arabidopsis lyrata subsp. lyrata, 1201 nucleotides. RefSeq names its product peptide methionine sulfoxide reductase A2. The coding region runs from base 327 to 992 and encodes 221 amino acids. Gene Ontology annotation, cellular component: cytoplasm. The record is from RefSeq and is a predicted model, not a curated record. Gene Ontology annotation, biological process: cellular response to oxidative stress. NCBI's taxonomy places the organism in Eukaryota, Viridiplantae, Streptophyta, Magnoliopsida, Brassicales, Brassicaceae. The transcript has 2 exons. Gene Ontology annotation, molecular function: peptide-methionine (S)-S-oxide reductase activity.
AAAAAAAAUCAGACAAACCAAAAAUUUAAAAUCUAAAUGAUGUUUCCAAAUUAUAAUCAUGGUUGUUGGACUUUAAUUUUCUAUAGACAUUUUCAAAUACAAUUCAUGAAACGAAGCGUGAUAUAUUAACAAUUGAACAAAUUAGAAAUAUUACACAUAGUAUUAUUGCACGUAUUUUUCUUGUGUGUCAAAUACUAAUAUUGAAAUUUGAAUAUUCUUAUUAGCGUUGAUUUUUAGGUGUUAAUCUCUGACACGGACUAGCUUCUUUCUAUAUAUAAACGAUCUUCACGAGGUUUUAUCAUCAACAAUACACUUAAGACUUAACAAUGGAUUCUUCUCUGAAAACUCAGGAGCCUCAAGUAGUAGAUACACCUGAAACUACUCCUUCUCCAAUAGCUCAGGAGCCUCCUCAAGUGGCUGUCAAACCUGUGGUUGUUCCUUCUCCGAUAGCUCAAGAGCCAGACAACGAUGUUCCGGCGCCGCGAAACGAGUUUGCUGAGUUCGCCGCCGGAUGUUUCUGGGGAGUUGAGCUUGCUUUCCAGAGAAUCCCUGGCGUGACCGUGACUGAAGUUGGUUACACUCAGGGGAUCUCUCACAAUCCGUCUUAUGAAGAUGUCUGUACGAACACCACGAACCAUGCAGAAGUUGUUAGGGUUCAGUUUGAUCCUAAAGAGUGCACUUAUGAGACGCUUCUUGAUCUGUUUUGGUCUAGGCAUGAUCCUACCACCUUGAAUCGUCAGGGAAAGCUUUUGGGAGCACAAUACCGAUCAGGUAUAUAUUUCUACACACCAGAGCAAGAGAAACUAGCACGCGAGUCUCUAGAGAAAGAGCAGACAAAACUGGAGGAUAAGAUUGUGACUGAGAUCUUACCGGCAAAGAAAUUCUACAAAGCUGAAGAGUACCAUCAGCAAUACCUAGUCAAAGGUGGAAUGCAUGGCAACGCUCAAUCACCUGCAAAGAGCUGCAAGGACCCUAUCCGCUGCUACGGCUAAUCAAAAAUCAUUUGUUGCUCUUCUCCCAAAACAGAGGAUUCUCUCAGAGGACCUCUUUACCUGUUUGUUUGUUGGUUUAUGUGUGUGUUAAUAUGUACUUGUCAGCUCAUACAUAAUAAAAGAUGUGGUAUCAUCUCACCUUUGUAAACUUCUCUUAGUUACUCAAAUUCAACUAAUAAAUAUCUGAAUAAACGCAUUAGUACUCGAAA